ACAAGCAAUGACCGGUGGUGAACUUCAGCGUGUAGUUCACAACUUUACAGAGCGACAGCUUAACUCGGACUGCGGGUUUCCCUCAGUCUGCCUCAGUCGGAGGAAACAAGGAAGUGCAUAGCAGUGUGACUUCCAGUAGUUUUCCGCCGGUGAAAGAAAAAGGAGCACAGAUGUUGUCCAUGGAGUUUUCAAAGUAAAGAGCUGCCGCCAGUGUGGGACAUGCUAUCAUUCAGAGCCAGACCUCCUCAGUCCUGACACAGGGAGUUUUACAACCAGGAUCCUGAGUCUACCUCAACACCUGUGGACUUCACUCCCACUGCUCUACCUCUCAGGAGGUGUUUUUCUACCUCCAUACACUCUAUACUGACACGGAUGCACGUAGCUGUUAUCUACUCAGCUCAAAACACCAGCAGACCCUUCACUUUAUCAGCAGGCUUUCAGGUGUCAGUCACAGCACAGUCGACUGGUGUGCAGACAUGUUGCAGAGUAGUUUGUGAUGUCCGAGUCCUGCAGGGGACCAGGACUUGGACUUGGACCAGAAGCAGUGAAAGUGGAAGGACAGGUGGGGCGGGGACUGAGAGACGUUCCUCGAUUUGUGGUUGGCGAUGAAGAUGACGAGCCAGACAUGGGUCAAAUGGAGACAGGCAUGAAGAACGAGAUGUUUCGAGAAGAGGACAUGGAUGAUGAAGAUGAGUCGCCACCAGAGCGACAGAUCGUGGUGGGCAUUUGUGCCAUGAUGAAGAAGUCCAAAUCCAAGCCCAUGACUCAGAUCCUGGAGCGCCUUUGUAAGUUUGACUACAUUAACGUGGUCAUUUUUCCCGAGGAGGUGAUCCUGGAGGAACCUGUGGAGAACUGGCCUCUCUGUGACUGCCUUAUCUCUUUUCACUCAAAAGGUUUCCCUUUGGACAAAGCCGUGGAGUAUGCCAAGCUCAGGAAUCCACUGCUCAUCAAUGACCUCAACAUGCAGUAUUUCAUACAGGACAGGAGGGAAGUGUACCGGAUCCUGCAAGAGGAGGGCAUUGACCUACCUCGUUAUGCUGUGUUGAACCGAGACCCCGACAAUCCUGAAAAGUGUAACCUGGUGGAAGCUGAAGACCAUGUAGAGGUGAACGGGGAAGUUUUCCCAAAACCCUUUGUGGAGAAACCUGUGUGUGCCGAGGACCACAAUGUCUACAUCUAUUACCCAACAUCUGCUGGAGGAGGCAGCCAGAGACUCUUCAGGAAGAUUGGGAGUCGAAGCAGCGUGUAUUCCCCUGAGAGCAGCGUGCGAAAGACUGGAUCUUACAUCUACGAGGAGUUUAUGCCCACAGACGGCACUGAUGUAAAGGUUUACACAGUAGGUCCAGACUAUGCUCAUGCUGAGGCCCGGAAAUCUCCGGCCCUGGAUGGAAAGGUAGAGAGAGACAGUGAGGGGAAGGAGAUUCGUUACCCUGUCAUGCUCACUGCCAUGGAAAAACUGGUGGCCCGCAAAGUCUGCCUGGCCUUUAAGCAAACAGUUUGUGGGUUUGAUCUGCUCAGAGCCAACGGACACUCCUUCGUCUGUGAUGUUAACGGCUUCAGCUUUGUCAAAAACUCCAUGAAGUACUAUGAUGACUGUGCUAAAGUCCUGGGGAACAUGGUGAUGAGGGAGUUAGCCCCUCAGUUUCACAUCCCCUGGUCCAUCCCCAUGGAAGCUGAAGAUAUCCCAAUAGUCCCAACAACCUCAGGAACCAUGAUGGAGCUGCGCUGUGUUAUUGCCAUCAUCCGCCACGGGGACCGCACACCAAAGCAAAAGAUGAAGAUGGAGGUCCGACAUCCUCUGUUCUUUGAGUUGUUUGAGAAGUACGGAGGCUACAAGUCAGGAAAACUAAAGCUGAAGAAGCCAAAACAGCUACAGGAAGUGCUGGAUAUCGCCCGUCUGCUGCUGGUUGAGCUGGGCCAGCACAAUGACUGUGAAAUUGAGGAGAAGAAAUCCAAACUGGAGCAACUAAAGACUGUCCUGGAGAUGUAUGGUCAUUUCUCAGGUAUCAACAGGAAAGUUCAGCUGACCUACCUGCGUAACGGCCAACCUAAAGCCUCCAGUGAAGAAGAAGACUCAAAGAAAGAUGGUCCAUCUCUGCUGCUGGUGUUGAAGUGGGGCGGGGAGCUGACGCCUGCGGGACGGGUUCAGGCUGAGGAGCUGGGCAGGGCCUUUCGCUGCAUGUACCCUGGAGGUCAAGGUGACUAUGCUGGGUUUCCAGGAUGUGGCCUCCUACGCCUGCACAGCACUUACCGCCAUGACCUGAAGAUUUACGCCUCUGACGAAGGAAGGGUGCAGAUGACAGCAGCUGCUUUUGCAAAGGGUCUGCUGGCUCUAGAAGGAGAAUUAACUCCAAUCCUGGUUCAGAUGGUGAAAAGUGCCAACAUGAAUGGGCUGCUGGACAGCGACAGCGACUCUUUGACUGGCUGCCAACAGAAGGUGAAGGCUAUGCUGCAUGAAAUCAUGCAGAAGGAUCAGGAGUUCACUGAGGAGGACUAUCAGAAGUUGGCUCCCACUGGCAGCCCAUCGCUGGUGAACUCAAUGAAGGUUAUAGAGAAUCCAGUUAAAACCUGCGACAAGGUGUACGCUCUCAUCCAGAGUCUCACAUCACAAAUACGCAAGAGGCUAGAGGAUCCAAAGUCGGCAGACCUGCAGCUUUACCACAGCGAGACACUGGAGCUGAUGCUGCAGCGCUGGUCCAAACUGGAGCGAGACUUCCGUAUGAAGAAUGGGCGCUACGACAUCAGCAAGAUCCCAGACAUCUACGACUGUAUCAAAUACGACUCGCAGCACAACGCUUCGCUAGGACUGGAGGACACGCUGGAGCUGUUCAGACUGUCCCGUGCCCUGGCUGACAUAGUCAUACCACAGGAGUAUGGCAUCACCAAGGCAGAGAAACUUGACAUCGCUCAGGCUUACUGCGUCCCUCUGAUGAAGAAAAUCCAGCUGGACCUGCAGAGGACCCAUGAGGAUGAGGCCGUCAACAAGCUGCACCCCCUGUAUUCUCGGGGUGUAAUGUCUCCUGGUCGCCACGUCCGCACACGUCUCUACUUCACCAGUGAGAGCCACGUCCACUCGCUCCUCAGCAUCUUCCGCUACGGAGGCCUGCUAGAUGAGGAGAAAGACCAGCAGUGGAAACAGGCAAUGGAUUAUCUGAGUGCUGUAUCUGAACUCAACUACAUGACACAGAUCGUCAUUAUGCUUUAUGAGGACAAUAAUAAGGAUCCUUCCUCAGAGGAGCGUUUCCAUGUUGAGCUUCACUUCAGUCCUGGGGUCAAAGGCUGUGAAGAUGAGGAGAACGUACCUCUUGGCUUCGGCUUCCGCCCAGCCUCAUCCGAGAAUGAAGACAAAAAGCCCAACCAGGGCAGCUUGGAGGACCUCUGCCAGGACCAGACAGACCAAGCUAUUCAUGUUUCUGAACCAAUCAACAUCCAGAGAAGGUCCCCGAUGAUCCGCAACCGCAAAACAGGCUCCAUGGAGGUCCUCUCUGAGACCUCUCCCACCCAGUCCUCCAAAGGCAGCACCUCCCACCGACUCUUCCCCUCCGUGUCCCGCCAGUCUCCUGAGAUCAAACCAGCCAGUGGCCUAGGUGGGCACCUCCUUCCUGGCUCGCUCUGCUCUGGGCUCUUCAGUGCCUCCGCCCUUGGGGUGUCCUGUAGUGCCCCCAACCUGCGGGACUACGUCCGCACACACCACCACCAUCACCGAAAACCACCUCUGUCCCCCGGCAGCCUGCCCUGCCAGAUUGGCAUGUUUGAGCUGUUCUCUAUGCCGCCCGUAAAGAGAUUUUCUGUGUCGUUUGCCAGGCAUCCGACCAAUGGGUUUGAAGGCUGCUCCAUGGUACCCUCAAUCUACCCGCUGGAGACGCUGCACAACUUGCUGUCCCUGAAGCAGGUGGACGAGUUCCUCAACACAGUGUGUGAGAGCAGCAGUGAGGCCCACGCCAAAACUAUGAAAGCUCUCUCCAGCCUGUUUGACUCUCAGAGCCAGACGUCUCUGUACAGCCCUCAGCAGCCUCUGUCUUCAUCUGGAUCUGAAACAUCUCUGAGACCGCCGAGCCAGCCUCUGUGGCAUGGCAGCAUCCCCUCCAGUGCAGUCUCCAGUGCCGGCCCCUCCUCUCCGAUCACAGAGAGCUCCGGCCUGAACUUCAGCUUCAAUUGGAGUGUGUAAUUAGGUCCUGGUACUGAGGCUGAUUGGCUGCUGCAGAGAUUGCUGCCACCUGAGAGACUCCAGCAAGUCUACAAAUACCUGCUGCUGCAGCCUGCUCUUCCUCUUCUGCUCCAGCCACUUCCAACAAAGCAGCCUGUGUAUUGUUUGAGAGUUAAGUGAGUAUUUAGGAAAGUAAAAGUCGUGUGUGUUAACUCGAUCAGUUUGUUGUUAAGCCCAAACUGAACACCUUGUGUUACCUUUAAGAUUUCAGACUUCCAACUGUAGUUUGCCAAGUGCUAGAUUGUGGUUAAAGGCAGAACAUUUUGUUACCUGCUUAAACUGUUUACGCUAAACCACACUUUGUGUUAACUAAGAUUUGAAUAUCCCAGUUUGGUAAAAAGGGGGGAAUUAGAACUUUUGUGUUACUUGGGGGAAUCUUUUGUUGUGUGGUUAUUUUUGCUUUGUGCUAGAAAAUAAACCACAGUUUAACUUUUGAGAAACUGUGCAGCUGGCUUUCUUGGGAGUGGAUGGAGUCUGGGGCAAAAUCACGUUAUGUCUAGGUUCCUCUAGACCGGGGACGUAACAUGUGAAAAUGUUUUGGUUAAUGUAAAUUUGUUACAAGCUUUGGAAAAGUGUUUCAGACUCUGUAAAUUUAUAUUGCACUUCCAUGCCGCUGUAGGAAAGAGCAUAUGCUCUUUUGAUCGGUUCACAAACACUCAUUAAUGUUUACAAGGGAGUUAAUUUGAUCAUGUGCACCAGAGCUCCAGGCUAGUUUUUCCAUUGCUAUCCCUGAACUGUCCUUAAACAUUUUUAGCCAUGCUGAGGUGCCUCUAAAUCACUGCCCCUUAAUGUAGCUUCUUUACUGGGUUGUGCCACUCCAAUGACCAUUAUGAUAUUUAAUAGGGAUGGCCAUACAGUUGGUCUAUCUAUGACCCACUCUGACUGAAUCUCAGUCACCAAAUUUUGCUGUUUGUUCUCAUGAAAUCAUUAUGUGUGAGGGAAUCUUGACUAUUCUUUCAUCUUUCAUAUAUUUUAGGUAUAUUUCCACGCAGUUGAAUGAUGUGAUCUUAGGAGCGUUUUCACAUUAGGCACAAUUGUGUCAUACCAUGCAUGAGCAUGAUUGCUCCUCCUUCCUUUCUGCUCCAUUGGUCUGCAGUAGGUGGCAGUAUGUACAUUAGGUUUGCAAACCUGCCAAGAAGAAAAAAGAAGAGGCAACCAUUCUCACCUGUAAUUGUUAAUGCCCCAUCCUGCAGGGAACUUUGACUUUUUUUAUUUUCAAGAUGCCGAUAACGACCCUCUUCCUAUUUCCACAUCUACCGUAGAGCUAGGAGGAUGAAAUAGACCCAUGCUGCACUGAUAUGACAGGAAACAUUUACAAUUUACUUUAUAAGUCUCUUAAUGGGUCAGGUUGUGUCUACAACUCCCAUGCUCCCUACCCAGUUCAUCUGAUCUGUCUUGGACCACCUCAAAUGAAAGUGCCCAUAACGACCCCUAACUACCAUGAAGAUUUGCCACUGUCAUGAUUAACUUUUAAUUUUCUAAACACAAAUCCUAAAACAUGCUACAUAAAUCCCCUUUGCAAGCUCUCUUCCCAGGGAAGAUUUAAGUUCAUCCUAAACACAUCAUUCUGCAUCAUCAGGGGGACAAUGGGACAUCCUUAGUCUCGAGCCCUGGUGUGCACAUUAUAAUCUGGCCUUUAGUUCAUAAAUAAACUUCCCUCACAGGAGGGUGCAUUUGUGUAACUUGUGCGUUCCCAGCUUUUUAAUAAACACCCUGCAUCAGACUCUUCCCCAGUGGGAUAAAAAGCUUUGUCUGCCUUUUACAGUGAAUAAUGGGAGAAUAUUAUGUUUAGAAAAAUAAUUACAUUCAGAAGUGACAGUGAGAGUCUUGGAUUUAAAGCUAAAGGAGGGUCAGGAAGAGCCGAAGGACAUGGAGACAUGGUGCAACCAUGUUUUUAGUUUAGCUCAGUUAUAGGGGAGAAUAAAAUUAAGUUAAAGUGUGCAGUCAGAUAUUCCCCCUCCUGUCCAUCAAUCCCUCAGACAAAGUCUACAAAUCUCAGCCUCCCACUCUGUCUGCCAAGCCUGUCCCUUAGCUUCAAAUCAAAAACAAAACUAAAAUAGCAACAAUAUUGGGAGAAGCAUAUCUCUUAUUUUUACCAAAGUUGUCAUUAUUUAGGAGAAAAGUAAACCUGAAUGGAUUGCACUAAGAAUAUCAUUUAAAAGCUGAUGAGAAAGAUAAACUUGGCCAUCUUUGUAAGGUUAACAGUGUGCAUGAGCGUCUCUUUGCUCCUUCUGUGACCUAACAAAAAUACCUUUCACGCUUCACCCACAUUAAACUCACAAACAUCAGAAAUACCCCACAGAAAUUCCUACUCUUAACUGUUUCCUGUGCAAUCAUAACCAUUACAUUCAUGCUCAUUUACUCAUAUUACUCUGGGAUUAAGAUUAAAUAAAUGCUUGGUAAGAGAAUGUCUCUUGCUCAAUUUGAAGGAAGGUUUCAUACAUUUUCAGUAUAUAUAUAUAUAUAUAUUUUUAUACAAGUUGUUCUGUGCUGCUACUCUUACUCUCAGCAACAAGCAAAAAUCCAACUUUCAAACUCUCACACCUCUUUCAAGUACAUUCCUGUUUGGUGCAAUACUUUGCUUGAAGACAUUCAUAUUGGUUUGUUUCAGACUUGGAAUUUAUGCUUUAUUGGAUUAUAGCGCUCUGUAUCGUUGUACUGUUUCCGAUUGUUGUGGUUGUAGAGAAGGUUUGUGCGUGUACUGUCUUGGUCCUCUGUUUCAAAGUCGUUCAUUUGGUUUCCUUUAUUUACCCUGCUCUGCUUUAAAAUGGCUGACAUGUCCUUUAAACAUCGUUCUCUCUAUAAAACCACAAGCUAAAGGCACGUGAAAGAAGCCUCCUGUUACAUACUCCAAAUAUAUACUUGUAUAUAUUUUCAUGUCCUGAAAAACAGCCCCUUCGAUGAAUAAAAAUAUUGCAUUUCACACUAAUGUUCCCUCAAAGGGAACAAGCAGUCAAGCUUCCAUUGCUACAUUUGUCACAGAUCACUGCUUGGUUUAUCCAUCACUUUAUGAUAUCGACAGACGGUAAAAUGUAGCUGAACAGUUGACAGAAUUUAACCCCUUCUUCUCAAAAACAUUUGCCUCAGGAUUGCUGUGUCAUGAUGAGAUAUAAUCUUUCAACAAAACCUUUGUAUUGAUGUAGAAACAUUGACCCUAUAGGUAUACUGGAGUACAUACAACCAACAAAGACCAUGAAAAGACUUAAAGAGGAACCGUUACAUCCAGCAGAGAUAUGAUUAUUGUGCAAACAUCGUCCCUUUGCCUGGCGCCUAUUUAAUUCACUUAGGAGCAUAGACAGCCAAACAGUGUUGUAACCUAUCUGCACUAAACUGCAUUCCACACUUGUAGGCCGGCUAAAGAAAGGAUUAACCCUAUGCAGUUCUGACACAGUCGGAGCUAAAUUGCAAGCAUCAUGCACCAGCAAAGCUGUGAAAGCCGAAAGAGAGAUUUCAAAUGGUGGCGACUUCAGGCACCCCCCUAAAACUUCAUCACAAAAUGACAAGAAGAAGGAACAUAUACAUUUUUUUUUACAUUACAUCAAUUUAUGUCUCUAUUGAGAUGUUCCAAAAACUACUGUUGCAUGAGCGGAGCUGCAACGGAUGGGGUUUGCCAAGUGCACGGAUGGGAAAAAAAAAGCUUCAAAUGAAGAAACAUGUCAUGUUAUAAAACACUGUAUUACAAAAUAAAUCACUGACUGAUUCAGGCGGCUUUUAAAGAAUCAUAAGCAUCUUUUUUAACAGUGUUUUGGCACUUGUUUUGGACUUUUGAACGCAGCCUUUGUACGUCAGAUUUGAGUUUUUCUAAAGUGAAGUUGGACUGUGGAGUUUGUAGGUUGAAGAUGGGUACUUGCUUGUUAGAUAUGUGGCAAAAAAAGCCUUUAACAAUGAUUAUUACUUUCAAGCACAUUUGGUGCUAGUGCUGUAUAGGUCAACUCACAGGAAAAAACAAACAUAAAAGCGGGUUAUUUUUGCAAAAUAACCUCACACUGUCACACAGAGCACAAAUCCAGAGUUCUGACUUUGAUUUCAGCUAACAUAAUCUAGUGUAUUGAGGGCUGCAGCAAAUGCGUUUGAGACUGAUACCAUGAGAGAGCAGGAAGCUUUGAAGAAGCAGAGAGUGCUGUUCUCUCUCGCUCUACCUCCAGUGAGGGCAGAUGACAGGGAGGGGGAGGAUGGGAGGGGAGCU
Messenger RNA from Cheilinus undulatus (humphead wrasse), 8393 nucleotides. Its product is annotated as inositol hexakisphosphate and diphosphoinositol-pentakisphosphate kinase 2-like. The coding region runs from base 497 to 4168 and encodes 1223 amino acids. The transcript is spliced from 31 exons. NCBI's taxonomy places the organism in Eukaryota, Metazoa, Chordata, Actinopteri, Labriformes, Labridae. The record is from RefSeq and is a predicted model, not a curated record. Gene Ontology annotation, molecular function: 5-diphosphoinositol pentakisphosphate 1-kinase activity; inositol hexakisphosphate kinase activity; diphosphoinositol pentakisphosphate kinase activity. Gene Ontology annotation, biological process: inositol phosphate biosynthetic process; inositol metabolic process. Gene Ontology annotation, cellular component: cytosol.